Messenger RNA from Sphaeramia orbicularis (orbiculate cardinalfish), 2271 nucleotides. It is a transcript of the gene srrm3, whose product is annotated as serine/arginine repetitive matrix 3. The record is from RefSeq and is a predicted model, not a curated record. NCBI's taxonomy places the organism in Eukaryota, Metazoa, Chordata, Actinopteri, Kurtiformes, Apogonidae. Gene Ontology annotation, molecular function: mRNA binding.
UCCAGAGCCGCUCGGUGCGCUGUCCACUUCAGCACCACGAGCCGAGCGGAGGACGAGGCUCCGCAUCUGCACCAGCACCGACCUCGGACCCGGACCUGGACCUGGACCCGGACCCGGAUCCGAACCAGGUACACCGGAGACCCCGAUACCCGGAUCUACCAGAGCCGAGCCGAGCCGAGCCGAGCUGACGGACCGCAGCAAAGGAAUCAUGUACGAUGAGGCGAGGGUCCCGUCCCCUAAAGACGGCGCCAACGGGGUGACACAGGAAGUCCCUGGUCCCGCCGCCGCCGGACCCGGAGCCCCGCCCUCUACCGCCGUCCUCCAGGCGAAAGCCGAAGAUGGACAGCCAGGUGCGGAGGAAGAGGAACCGUCAGCAGAACCCAUCCUGGUGAAGAAACCCCACAGGGAGAUCCUGGACCACGAGAGGAAGAGGAGGGUGGAGCUGAAAUGUAUGGAGCUGCAGGAGAUGAUGGAGGAGCAGGGAUACACAGAGGAGGAGAUUCGACAGAAAGUCAGUACCUUCAGACAGAUGCUGAUGGACAAAGAGGGUGUCAUCACCAGAGAAGGGUCCCACCCACAGCCCAUGGUUAACCACCUGCACUACCAGCCCGACCAGUACGAAGACGACCCUGAACUGGUUGGAUACCAAGAUGGAGACUACAACCACCAUUAUCAUGACGACGACAGACUGAAGAGGAAAUCAAGCAGCUCUCCAUCCCCUCGUCCAAAGAAAAGGAAGAAGAAGAAAUCUGGACGCAGACGGAGUCGGUUUGACAGCUCUUCGCCCACUCGCAGAGAGAAGAAGAAGAAGAGUGGGAAGAAACACAAGCGCGACAGAUCUACAUCCGGAUCCAGGAAAAAAAGAAGAUACAGGUCAGGAAGCCCAAAGAACAAACACAAGGACAAGAACAAACAGAAGAAAAGGUCUCCUGGUGAAACGCCGGGCAGGAGUUCCCAACGCCAGGGCAGCUGCUGCAGCUCCCGCAGUGCCUCGCUGUCAUCAACCCGCAGCGCCUCCAGGUCUCCCACCAGACUGAACUCCAAGCUCAAGACGGACGAGCCCAAGGCGUCGAGCGCGUCGCUGUCGCCCCGCCCCAACAGCCCGCCCACCUGGCACAACGGCGACCACACCCAGCGGAGCCGCAACGGCCGCGCCCCCCCCAGACUCAACCACGCCGGCGACAAGGGCAACGAUAAGCUCCGCCCCCUGACUGCCGGUUCUGCUCUGCUGAGAGAGCACAAGCUCCACAGCGCCCCCAGCAGGAGCCAAGCGGCGCUGGCAUUCGCGGCGGCAGAGGCUGGGAGCGUGGAAGGCAGGACCGCCGCUGCUGCCGCCACCGCCGUUGGGGGGUCAGCAGCCCAGACAUCGGCUAGGAGGGGGGGCCAGAGAGGCGCCAAUAAGACCUCCCACUCCCCCGGUCACAGCAGCGACUCCACCCACUCCCAGCAUAACCACGCCCACAAGGGGAGGAGCUCCCGCCACCAGAGAAAGGCAAAAGGCAGCCACUCGUCGAAGCGCCACCACCGCUCCGGUCGAGGCCCCGCCCACCACCACAGCCAGUCACCGUCUCCGGGACGACACCUGUCAGGCAGGAAGAAGGAGGAGUCCCGGAGCAAACAGAACCUGAGGCAGCGCAGCAGCUCGUGGAGCAGCGGCCGCUCAUCGUCACGCUCCGCCUCCCGAGACCGAGGCCCGAGCAAAGUCAAGUCCCCGCACAACCGCCAGAAUGCCUCCAGAGAGAGGGACAGUCCGAACCGCUCCGACACUGACAGCAGAGCUCGCCGCCGCUCACGGAGCUUCUCGCCCAUUCGCAAACGGAGAAGAGAUUCACCCAGUUUCAUGGAGGCUCGAAGGAUCACCAGUGCCCGGAAGCGGCCCAUCCCAUACUACCGGCCCAGCCCUUCGUCCUCCAGCUACGACAGCAGCCCGUCGCGGUCCAGCCGCAGCCGUAGCUACAGCAGCUACAGCAGGAGCCGGAGCCACAGCCGGAGCCACAACCGGAGCCACAGCCGGAGCCACAGCCGAAGCCGGAGCUGGAGCCGGAGCCAGAGCCGGAGCUGGAGCCGGAGUCGCAGCCGGAGCCGGAGCCACCACACCUACUACAGCCGCAGCAGCUACGACAGCCCCGGGUUCUGAGCCGCAGAACGCAGCGGAACGCCGGGCACUCUGGAACCCGGGGCCUCUUCCAGCUAAAAACACAACGUCUUUCUAUAGCAGAGCCUGGAUCAAAGAGGAGACGUGUAUUGAUAACGCACAUUGAUGUGAUUGGC